AUGCAAGGCUUUUGUCAGGCAGCGCGGCGGCGUUCAACCACCCACCUCCCGCGUCGGGCUCAGCCAAGCCUACGCGUCAACUUCCAUUCCGAUCCCCCCUUGCGAAGCAGCACUUUUACCAACAUUCUAGCCGAUGCUGCCCCACCACCCGUACUAGUUGAUUCAAUAACCGAGGAGGCAAUACGGCUUCACGACGGGCUGAUGAUUCCCUCGGCGUGCAUAUUUCUGGACGGGAAGGUCUUCUUGUGGGAUGUCCCGUCGACUCUGUGGAGUGGAUGGACGCAAAGUCAAUUCAAGAUCUUUGAGGUGGUCAGACCGAGGCCAGAAAUGCUGAUUCUCGGGACUGGUAAGAGUCUAGCGCUGCCCCCGCCGUUCCUGCGCUCGCAUCUCAGCCAGCUGGGCAUACAGCUCGAAACAAUGGACACGAGAAACGCGUGUUCAACGUAUAACCUGCUGAGCGAGGAAGGACGACGCGUCGCAGCUGCGUUGCUGCCCCUGCGCCCUCAGCCUUGGCAAAAGACUCAGAAUCCAACCAAGCCGAAUCAAUGA
Pleurotus ostreatus (oyster mushroom) is the source of this 549-nucleotide messenger RNA. RefSeq lists its product as uncharacterized. Lineage: Eukaryota; Fungi; Basidiomycota; Agaricomycetes; Agaricales; Pleurotaceae. The coding region runs from base 1 to 549 and encodes 182 amino acids. The record is from RefSeq and is a predicted model, not a curated record. Gene Ontology annotation, biological process: mitochondrial respiratory chain complex I assembly. Gene Ontology annotation, cellular component: mitochondrial inner membrane. The transcript has 3 exons.